Molecule: messenger RNA, 2587 nt
Organism: Anopheles coluzzii
Lineage: Eukaryota; Metazoa; Arthropoda; Insecta; Diptera; Culicidae
Exons: 2
Coding region: 2-2587 (861 amino acids)
Molecular function (GO): catalytic activity
Source: RefSeq, a predicted model, not a curated record
CAUGCAAACUAUCUGCUCCACCAUAGAUAAUAUUGCUUGUGCAACCACCGAUACGUUUCUCCUAUUCGGGGACUUUAACUUCCCCAAUCUUUCCUGGAACACCGAUGAUUCUAACGUUCCUGCACUGCGAAUCAAUUAUGAGAAUUCACGAAUUACGGACAACUGCCGCUCUUUGCUUGACUGCAUCUAUAGUAAUGGGCUUUCUCAGAUCAACUUUAUACCUAAUGCAUCGGAUAACAUUCUCGAUCUCAUAAUUGUCUCUGACGAGAUCCUACAUUAUUGUGCCCCACCGGUGGUGUCACCCUUCCCUAUGGUUGCCGUUGAUGUUCAUCAUCCUCCUGUUGAACUACACUUAACUGGUGCUGGCAAUACAGCUCGUUCCUGGCGUUCUACCGCACCAAACCGUGAGUCCGGCACACGUAACUACAGGCGAACUAACUUUAUCCGUCUAGCUGAACUGCUUCAAUCUACUGACUGGUCUUUCCUGGAAGGUAGUCCGGAUGUUAACUCAGCAUUGGAACUAUUUAACACAACACUACUGGCGCUUAUAUCUGAUUGCUGUCCUCUAAUGCCACCGCGUCGCAGUCCACCAUGGUCUGAUGCACGUUUACGCCGUCUAAAGCAAAACAAAGCGUCAUGCUUUCGCUUUUACAGUACAAAUGGUACACAACACUCCAAAUUAAGGUUCAUUGCUGCCCAUAAUGUAUAUAGAAGCUAUAACAGACAACUUCAUACUCGUUAUCUCAUUCGAGUGAAAUUCUCGCUCAUCAGACACCCAACACGAUUCUGGAGGUAUGUUGAAUCAAAACGCGGUAACAGCUCGCUCCCCGAUGUUCUCACAUAUAACAACGUCUCCACAAGCAGUAAGGAAGGCAUGUGCAACUUAUUUGCUGAUCGUUUCAAGGACUGCUUUACUACGGAUGAUGCAAGCUUAUCAUUAGAAGCAGCUUUAAAUAAUGUGCCCCGUGAUGUUGUUGACAUUGACGUACGCGAUAUUAUUAUCUCGGUAGAUACUGUACUACGUGCUCUGCAGCAGGUCAAAACCUCAUACAACCCUGGACCCGAUGGUAUUCCUACGGCAAUCCUUGCCAAAUGCCGCGAAUUUUUAGCAGAGCCUCUGUCUCAAAUCUACCAACUCUCUUUUGCACAAAGUACUGUACCCACGGCCUGGAAAUCCUCUGUGAUGUUUCCGGUGUACAAAAAAGGGGAUAAAAACUCUGCUGAGAACUACCGCGGUAUAACCACCUUGCCUUCUUGUGCCAAGGUGUUUGAGAUCGUCAUACAAAACUGGCUAAUGAAUCACUGUCGUUCUUAUAUUUCUACACGCCAGCAUGGUUUCUUUCCUCGACGCAGUGUUACCACAAACCUGGUGGAAUUCGUCUCCAACUGCCAUGCAGCCUUUACUUCCGGAGCUCAGAUGGAUGCAGUAUACACUGAUCUUAAGGCUGCGUUUGAUCGUGUGAACCAUCGCUUGCUGUUGGCUAAGCUCGCCCGGAUCGGUCUCUCUACUCCGCUGGUGAAUUGGUUCAGGUCCUAUAUCUCUGAACGUAGCUACUACGUACAAAUCGAUGGUGUCUCCUCUAACGUUUUCGAGAGUUCAUCUGGCGUCCCUCAGGGCAGCAACUUGGGACCACUGCUGUUCUCGCUUUUUAUUAACGACAUCACACUGGCCAUUACGGAAGCAGAUUGUCUGCUUUAUGCGGAUGAUGUUAGGCUGUUUCGUAUCGUACGUAACACUUCCGACUCUCUUUCUCUGCAAAGAUCGAUUGAUGUUUUCUCUGACUGGUGUAUCAAUAACGACCUGCUAAUUUCUGUUGAUAAGUGUACGUCAAUGUCUUUCUUUAGAAUAGCUAGUCCGAUAAGGUAUAUCUAUAGCAUAUCAGGGACACAACUACCGCGGUGCAAUACGGUCAGGGAUUUAGGAGUCACCCUGGAACGCAAACUAGAUUUCCGACAACAUUACUGUGAUAUUUUAGACAAAGCUAACAAAAUGCUAGGAUUUAUUCGUCGACAUUCGAGAGAACUCAAUGACCCACACUGCCUGUUAACUCUGUAUAAGUCCUAUGUUCGUUCCAUCCUCGAGUUUAGUUCUACAGUUUGGUGUCCAUUCUCUAGUGUUUGGUCCAAUAGAAUAGAAGCUGUCCAAAAGAGAGUUACUCGUAUUGUCCUACACUUCACUCCGUGGCGUAAUGUAACCCCUCGUCCAUCGUAUCAUACUCGUUGUUUGUUGUUUGGUCUGGACACACUUGCUAGGAGACGUGAUAAUGCCCAAUGUACGUUUUUGUCCAAACUUAUUGUCGGUGAGAUUGAUUCGCCAGAACUACUGGCUAGAGUCAACAUAAAUGUCCCUCCUAGAGUGUUCCGUAACUACAGACUAAUAAGAACUGACCUUACAAGACGUGCAUACAGCGAGAACGACCCAAUGACUGCGAUGGCCCGUAAAUUUAAUCAGCGUUACAUUUCAUUUGACUGGCACCUAAGGAGACAAAAUGGAAGAGAUCGCAACACAAUUGGUCGAGAUGAUGCGAUCCAUCACUUCUCUCCAGAACCAAUACACAGCGCUAAGCGCAAGUACCUCAUCAAGUAA